GCAAAUCUUACAGACUGUACAGUGCAGGAUAAUGAUCAGCUAACUCAUCUCUGCAGAGACAGAAAGCAAAUCAACACACUCGGCUUUCGCGAAUUCCCCUCUUAAGGAUUGAUGGGUUUUUCGACAGGAUCCAUCACCACUCACAAUAUCACCAUCGGUGCUUUCCAUGGCCCCCAGUGGCCCGAUGUUGCCCCAAGGAGCACCUACAUGGCUGUGGCCGCUCUCAUGGGCAACGUGGUCAUCUUGGCCACCUUCAUGAACGGAAUGGUCAUCCUGGUGACCAUCAAGUACAAGAGGCUUCGCUCGCCACUCAACUAUAUCCUGGUGAAUCUGGCUGUUGCUGACCUGAUGGUCACUUUCUUUGGCAGCACCAUCAGCUUCUCUAACAAUGUUAACGGCUACUUCAUGCUGGGUGAAUCGGUAUGUCAGUUCGAAGGUUUCAUGGUGUCUCUGACAGGCAUUGUUGGAUUGUGGUCCCUGGCGAUCUUGGCCUUCGAGCGGUACAUCGUCAUUUGCAAACCGAUGGGCGAUUUUCGCUUCCAGCAAAGGCACGCACUGGGGGGCUGCCUCUUCACCUGGAUCUGGUCAUUCACUUGGACUGUGCCACCUCUCUUUGGCUGGUGUAGCUACGUACCUGAGGGAUUGCAAACAUCUUGUGGACCAAACUGGUACACGGGAGGAGCCAACAACAAUAGUUACGUGGUGGUACUCUUUCUCACCUGCUUCAUGAUGCCCCUGAGCCUGAUCAUCUUUUCCUAUGUCAGUUUGCUGGUGGUUCUUCGAGCUGUUGCUCAGCAACAGAAAGAGUGUCAGACAACGCAGCGAGCAGAACGAGAGGUGACCCGCAUGGUGGUUGCGAUGGUAAUGGCUUUUCUGAUCUGCUGGCUCCCUUAUGCUACCUUUGCUAUGGUUGUUGCUGUGAAUAAGGACAUUGUGAUUCACCCCACCUUGGCAUCCAUGCCCUCCUAUUUCUCAAAGACUGCCACUGUCUACAAUCCCAUUAUUUAUGUCUUCAUGAACAAACAGUUCCGGAAUUGCGUGUUGACCACUCUGUGCUGUGGGCGUAAGCAGUUCUCUGGAGAUGAAGACACUUCCUCCAGCUCUACCAGCAGGAGUCGCACCGAGGUCACCAACGUUCCCGAGGCAGGAGGCGGCAACAGAGUCUCUCCGGCCUGA
This is a messenger RNA of Carcharodon carcharias (great white shark), 1176 nucleotides long. Its product is annotated as pinopsin-like. Lineage: Eukaryota; Metazoa; Chordata; Chondrichthyes; Lamniformes; Lamnidae. The transcript is spliced from 5 exons. The record is from RefSeq and is a predicted model, not a curated record. Bases 112 to 1176 code for a protein of 354 amino acids. Gene Ontology annotation, cellular component: photoreceptor outer segment; membrane. Gene Ontology annotation, molecular function: G protein-coupled receptor activity. Gene Ontology annotation, biological process: phototransduction; G protein-coupled receptor signaling pathway; visual perception.